Messenger RNA from Budorcas taxicolor (takin), 2548 nucleotides. It is a transcript of the gene RASL12, whose product is annotated as RAS like family 12. The record is from RefSeq and is a predicted model, not a curated record. Gene Ontology annotation, molecular function: GTP binding; GTPase activity. Lineage: Eukaryota; Metazoa; Chordata; Mammalia; Artiodactyla; Bovidae. Bases 80 to 880 code for a protein of 266 amino acids. The transcript is spliced from 5 exons.
UCGCUCCCGAGGCCCCGACGGGCGGGCACGCUGCUCGGGGCCCUGAGGCGGGACCCGCGGCUCUCUCCGCAGCGUCGCCAUGGCCUCGGUGUUCGGGAAGCCCCGCGCGGGCGGCGGGCCGCAGAGCGCGCCCCUCGAGGUCAACUUGGCCAUCCUGGGGCGCCGCGGGGCGGGCAAGUCCGCCCUGACCGUGAAGUUUCUGACCAGGAGGUUUAUCAGCGAAUAUGACCCCAACUUGGAGGACACCUACAGCUCUGAGGAGACCGUGGACCACCAGCCUGUCCACCUGAGGGUCAUGGACACUGCAGACCUGGACACCCCCAGGAACUGUGAGCGCUACCUGAACUGGGCCCACGCCUUCCUGGUGGUGUACAGCGUUGACAGCCGCCAGAGCUUCGAGGGCAGCAGCAGCUACCUGGAGCUGCUCGCUUUGCACGCAAAGGAGACGCAACGCAGCUUCCCAGCUCUGCUGUUGGGCAACAAGCUGGACAUGGCCCAGUACAGGCAGGUCACGCAGGCAGAGGGCGCCGCUUUGGCGGGCAGGUUCGGGUGCCUGUUUUUCGAGGUCUCUGCCUGCCUGGACUUUGAGCACGUGCAGCACGUCUUCCAUGAGGCAGUACGGGAGGCGCGGCGGGAGCUGGAGAAGAACUCCCUGGCCAGGCCUCUCUUCAUCUCGGAGGAGCGAGCUGUGCAUCACCAGGCCCCACUCACGGCCCGCCACGGGCUGGCCAGCUGCACCUUCAACACACUUUCUACCACCAGCCUGAAGGAGAUGCCUGCUGUGGCACAGGCCAAGCUGGUCACUGUGAAGUCAUCCCGGGCUCAGAGCAAGCGCAAGGCACCCACCCUGACGCUAUUGAAGGGCUUCAAGAUCUUCUGAGGGCCCCUGCUCAGGAUCCCAGGCUCGGCACUGGGCCGUCUGCCUGGCAGGGGCUGGCUUCUCACCACCGGCUUUCCUUCUGAUGGAAUAGUAGCCCUCACCAUCCAGCGGACAGCUGAACCCUCCUCCAGCGCCAGACAGUGUCCCUGAUCACUGUAGGAGCCGUAGGGACAUACAGGAAUGCUGUUCCUGUUCCCUCCAGGCCUUAGUUUCCAUGGUAACCACUGUAUCCCUCACCCUGAAGGAAACACCACUGUGACAACGUGGAGAGGUCAGCUGGAAAUGGAAGAAAAUGGCAACAUGCUUCAUGGUGCCGUCACCCCCUUUCCUGCUCCAGCUAUAGCCUGGACUGAUGUGGCCCCCAGGGGACGGCUCUGGGUGGACAGCUUCAUGAGGCCUUCCUGAGGCUUGAGAGCAGCCCACCCUGAAGUCCCAGCACCUCCUGGUGGAUGGGCAGGGCAGGGCUGGGCAGGGGCAGGUUUGGGAGGGCUGGAGCCCAACCCUCCCUUUGUCUUCUGACCUCGCAGAACCACCAGGCCACAAACCCCACAGUUCAUUCAAGUAAAAUCUAGUUGAGAAAUCCUACUCAGCCUGUGAGAAGCAAAGGUGUCUGGGGAAGGGGUAUUUCCAGUGCUUUGCCUCUCAGUGAAGGUGGAGGGAAAGUGCUGCAGGCUGGCCAGUGCAGGGAGCCUCCGGGGUGUUUCACUGGGAGGCAGGGCCCCUGAAUUUUCCAACCUUCAGUCAAGGACUCUGUCCACAGACCCUCAGGACCAGCCUUCUCAAGGUGACUGAUCAAAACUGCAGAACAAAGUCGUCCUCUCCAAUGACAAUAACCCAGGACUCCAGGGAGCCCACCCUGGGUGUACCAGGCAUCCAGUAAGGAGAAACUGUUCUGCGUAUUCUGUCUCUAGUCUGGGAUGGCAGGACCUAGGAUCUUUGGCAACGGGUCUGUGUGUUCAAAGUCCCCUUUUGUAAGAUAGAACCUACACCAUUUUGAGUUCAUAAAUUUUUCAUAAAUUAUUGGGGUUGCCACCCAAGCUUGUACUGCAACACUGUGGCUCACACACGGGAUCACGACCCUCCUUUGGGAUCCCAUGGUUAGUAAGAGAAAGGCCUCAGAGACAGGGGGUUUCAUAGUUUUCUAGCUCUGUUUACCGCAGGGCCCCUGGCCCAGAGGAAGUCUUUCAUGGACCCUUGGCAGAUCAGCAGGUAAAGGAGAGGGCUGCAGUGGAGGGAAGGGAGUAUAUACAUGCUAAGUCACUUUAGUCGUGCCCGACUCUGUGGGACUGUAUGGACUGUAGCCCACCAGGCUCCUCUGUCUAGGGCUUCCUUGGUGGAUCAGAUGGAGGGAAGGGAGGGGAAAUGAAUUCUGAGCCCAGAACCCUGCCCCUUCCUUACUCAGCCCUUCUAGGAGCUUGGAUUGAAAACAGGAUCUCCAGCCCAGGCUUCAGCCACUUUCUACAGAUGGAGAAGCCGAGGUCAGAGGGAGGCUGGGAACUCCUCAAGACCACGCGAGGAGUCUGACCAGGCUUCCUGACCCACAGGCUGGCUCUGGAUUUCGCACUUUCACUCCAAGCCUCUUAUGUGUGGCCCACUGCCAUUUGAACAAACUAUGCAACUCCAGCUGCCCACAUCCAGAAGCAUUUUAAUAAAAAGAUUUUGUUCAUU